ACGGGGGUGAAUAACAGAACUGCCAAAAAUCAAUUAAGCUCUCAGUCACGUGAACGGUGUAUUGGCUGAUCAAUACAAGAUUCAGCGGUGUGAUUUGUGAUUGUAUUUUGUCAUCAAAGAAUAGACAUGAGCACAGUAGUUGAUUUUAUCCCAGGUGUUCCAGAUUACAGCACAGUCCAUAAACCUGUUGGGUCUUUGUUUGAUGUUGACCAGUGUGAAUGGAAUAAAUUCAAAUUAAGUCAAGAUCAGAUUGACACAUUUUGGAAAGAUGGAUUUCUUCUAAAUGUGCCCGUGUUGACACCACAGCAAUGUGAUAUGAUACUAGAAGAUUAUAGGUAUUUCCUGGGAGGAGAGAAGCACCCAGGAAUGGACAUGUUGUAUGAAUACCAUAGUAACCAAAGUGGUGACCCUGACAAUGUUUUAAUGCAUGCUCUAGGUCACUGGAGGCUUACCAAACACUUCCAUGACCUGGCUUUUCUUCCUAAAGUUGUGGUUGGUGUGUCCCAGCUAUUGGAACCAAGUGGCAACAUGACACCAGUUAGAUUCUGGCAUGAUCAGCUGUUUGCUAAACCACCAAAACAUGGGGGGAAUGUUGCUUGGCAUCAGGACUACUCUUACUGGACAAGAACUUCACCAAUGUGUCAUUUAACAGUACAUAUUGCUCUAGAUGAUCAGACAGAGGAGAAUGGUGCAUUGAAAUAUAUUCCAGGCUCUCACAGAUGGACACGUGAUGGAGGGAAGCCUUUACCAGUGACUGAUUUUAAUUUCAAGGACAUGGAAUCUAUCAAGACAAUAUUAACUGAAGAAGAAAAAGCCAACUUUAAACCAGUGUGUGGAAAUUUGAAGAAAGGGGAGGCAAGUUUUCAUCAUGCUCUUGCAGUGCAUGGUUCCUAUGGUAACAGAUCAGAUAGUCCUCGUAGGGCUGCUGUACUAAACUACUUCAAAGAUGGUGUGUGCUCCAAUACAGAUGAAGACCUACUGAAUGGAAUUAAAAUUCCAAAGGGACAGAAGAUGGAAGGACAGUUCUUCCCUUUAGUGUUUGAUCCAAAGUGGGCAGAUGCAAGAAAUUAAAGAACACAUAGAUGACAGUUAAAUUGAAAGAGCAUGGAAUAGAAACAUUCUUGUGAAUAUCAUUAUAACUGUUAGUGGAAAAGAUGAAAGCUUAAUGCUUGAUUUCACUUGUUGAACUGAAUAUAACAGUCUAUCAUAUAAUGCAUUGUUAUUGUAAAUAGGUGUACUUGUUUAUAUUGUAUUUUCCAUGACUAACCCUUAACCUGCUGGUACUGGAAGUUAGACUUUUACUACCAGUAUAAAUCCAGGUAAAAGGUCAACCUGCCCAUCUGGUCUGAAUGAUCAGGCUGUAUAUAUAUAUGAGCCGCGUCAUGAUAAAACCAACAUAAUGGGUUUGCGACCAGCAUGGAUCCAGACCAGCCUGGGCAUCCGUGCAGUCUGAUCAGGAUCCAUGCUGUUCGCUUACAAACCCUAUAACAAGUAGAGAAACUGAUAGCGAACAGCAUGGAUCCUGAUCAGACUUCGCGGAUGUGCAGGCUGGUCUGGAUCCAUGCUGGUCGCAAACCCAUUAUGUUGGUUUUGUCGUGAUGCGGCUCAUAUAUACUGUUCUGUGUGGUAGUGGUGUUGAUAUCUUGAUACUGAAAUCCUUUUAAUUUUGAAAUUAAAAUGAACUGUUCCAAAUGCAAAGCAGGACAAAUCCAUUUUACACAAUCAGUAGGUUAGGGGCUAAAAUUAUUUUUGUUAUUUCGGGGAAUACGUAAACAUGUACAAAUAUUACUACAACCAAAUAUUAUAAAUGGCUUCUUUACAUUGAAUAUAUUUAAUAACAUAUAUAUGUAUGAUGAAAGUGAA
Molecule: messenger RNA, 1863 nt
Organism: Ruditapes philippinarum (Manila clam)
Lineage: Eukaryota; Metazoa; Mollusca; Bivalvia; Venerida; Veneridae
Product: phytanoyl-CoA dioxygenase domain-containing protein 1 homolog
Exons: 11
Coding region: 127-1071 (314 amino acids)
Source: RefSeq, a predicted model, not a curated record